Ceutorhynchus assimilis (cabbage seed weevil) is the source of this 1551-nucleotide messenger RNA. Lineage: Eukaryota; Metazoa; Arthropoda; Insecta; Coleoptera; Curculionidae. The record is from the annotation of a GenBank genome assembly.
AUGUCACCUGUGAUAAAAUCCUGCAUUUUCUUGGCAAUAAUUUCCAUUAAAGUAUCAGCACAAAGUAGCAACUUAUCCAACGGCUUCAAUCAAGCUCAGCUAAGUUCAAAAAUCAACGUGGCAGAUGAUUCAAUUAGUUUUCCAUCAGACGAUUCUGGUUCAGACACUAAAAGAAUUUCGAAUGAAGGCCAAUUCCUGGAACCAGAAGAACGCCGCUACGUUUCAAACGAUCACACCAACCACAAUCUGGAUAAUCAAAAUUCUGAACCAUUCAAAGUCGAUCCAGUUUACCAUAAAUACGAUCAAAUGACUCAGCUCCUGAGACAAACUACUGCCAAAUAUCCGUCCUUAACUGCAUUGUAUUCAAUUGGAAAAUCCAUACGAGGAAGAGAUUUAUGGGUCAUGGUCGUAUCAGCUUCGCCUUACGAACACAUGAUUGGCAAACCAGAUGUUAAAUAUAUAGGAAAUAUUCACGGAAAUGAAGCUGUUAGUCGUGAAUUACUUUUGCAAUUGAUACAGUAUUUGGUAACAAGUUACAGUUCAGAUCCGUACAUAAAGUGGCUCUUGGAUAACACAAGGAUCCACAUAAUGCCGUCAAUGAAUCCAGACGGUUUUGAAGUUUCAAAAGAAGGCGUAUGCGAUGGGGCUCAAGGGAGGUACAAUUCGCAAGGGUACGAUUUGAACAGGAAUUUUCCGGACUAUUUUAAGCAGAACAAUAAAAGGCCCCAGCCUGAAACUGAAGCUGUUAAGGAGUGGAUCAAGAAGAUUCAAUUUGUGCUGAGUGGGAGUCUUCAUGGUGGGGCUUUAGUUGCCAGUUACCCGUUCGAUAAUACUCCUAAUUCACGAGUUUGUGCUUCGUCCGCCUUGUGCGCUAUGUUUUCAAGUUACACCUCCUCACCUUCACUAACUCCCGACGACGACGUAUUCAAACAUCUAUCUCUCACCUACUCGACCAACCAUGCGAAAAUGAGCAAAGGAGUUUCUUGUAGGACUUCGCAAAGUCAAUUCAGACGGGGUAUUACCAAUGGAGCAGAAUGGUAUCCACUUACAGGUGGUAUGCAAGAUUAUAACUAUGUAUGGUACGGUUGCAUGGAAGUUACCUUGGAAGUUUCUUGUUGCAAAUAUCCUCCGGCUUAUGAGUUGCCGAAAUAUUGGGAAGAUAAUAAAGCAGCUUUAAUCAAAUACCUUGCCGAAGCCCACCGAGGUGUUCAAGGUUUCGUAUUUGACGAAGCUGGCAAUCCUGUUGAAAAAGCUUCGUUGAAAAUCAAAACCAGAGAUGUUGGUUUUCAAACAACCAAGUUUGGAGAAUUUUGGAGGAUCCUGUUGCCUGGAAUCUACAAACUUGAGGUUUACGCUGAUGGUUUUGUUCCAAGAGAAAUCGAGUUCAGAGUUGUUGAAGAGCAUCCGACGUUGCUCAAUGUGACUCUACAAGCAGCUCAGCGCUGGCAACAAUUUUCUCGGUUGGUGACCGAUCCUCCAAAACUUCAAUUGCAACUGGACGGUUUGCCGCCAAGCAAAGACGCUGUAAAUUUCCCUCAAAAUAAACAAUAG